GGGAAUAUUACUCCCACCCACAGCCUGGUGGCCUGUCAGGAACAGGAACCCCCAACCCCUUCUCCUCCCAGCCUUACCUCAACUCCGCAGGAGCAGAAACAACCGAAGCUCUUCCCCUCCGCCCAACCUCAAGUCAAACAAGCCUAAGCAUGCGCGGGGCAUAUCCCUCCGGCUCCGACCGGUCGCCCUUUGCCGACCCGUCCGGAGACCUCGUACCGCAGUUUGACUCGCAGAUGCACUCACCGCUUGGGAGGGGUGCGGAAUCCGGGGCAAUGUACGGAGAGAGGUUUGGCGGUGCUGGGGGGAACGGGGGUGCAGGAGGAGGGUACAGGAACUACGACACGGGCAACAGCGAGUGGCUCGAGAAACAACAGGCUAGCAGCAAGAGGAACAAAAUGCUCAUCAUCGUUGGUAUUCUCGUCGUUGUCAUCGCAGUAGUGGCAGGCAUCGUCGCCGGUGUCGUGAUCUCGAAACACAACUCCUCGUCCUCUUCUUCUGGGACAAGCAGUGGAGGCUCUUCUUCUGGUGGCUCGAACACCGAAAGCUCGGGAGGUGGGACUGCGGGGCAAGGCGUGCUCAGGGGCUCAGCAGGUGUCGUACAGCUCACAGAUCCGAACGACGCAAGCACCUACAUCAAAGAUCCACGGCUGAAGAACUCCUUCUACGGGUUCGCCUACACCCCGAUGAACGUCCAGCUCCCAUGGUGCGGCGCCGUACAAGCGAAUGUCACGGAAGACGUGAUCCUCUUGAGCCAGCUCACGACACGGAUAAGGCUCUACGGUGCGGAUUGUAACCAAAGCGCGCUCGUGCUCGAGGGGAUCCAGCAGAGCAAGGUCAACUUGAGUGUUUAUUUGGCUAUCUAUGUUACCGAUAACACGACUAGCUAUGAGGAGCAGAAGCAGAAGGUGCUUGAUGCCAUCACCACAUACGGGGUCGACCAUGUCGAAGGUGUCGCCGUCGGAAAUGAGUUCAUCUUGAACAACCUGACCGAUCUCAACCUUUCCGACCCCAACUCCACAGCCGGUAUCUCCGCCGCAGACUACCUCAUCUCCCUCAUGGCCGACACACGGCAGUCUAUCCAAGCCCUCGGUCUGAGCAAGACGAUCCCCGUCGGCACUGCCGAUGCGGGGAGCAUGAUCACACCUCACCUACUUACCGGCGCGGACUUUGGGAUGGCUAACGUACACCCCUGGUUCGGGAACGUCGCGAUCGACCAAGCUGCUGGUUGGACCUACGACUUCUUCGAGGACUUUGACGUCGCACCCUCUCUGGCGACAACGAACAAGCCCCCAGUGUCGAUCGCCGAAACUGGAUGGCCGACCGCUUCCUCCAGCGUGGCAGACGAGACAGACGGCCCGAGCACAGCGAGCGUCGCCAACCUCCAAACGUUUAUGAACGAUUUCGUCUGCCCUAGUAACCAGAAUGGUACUCAGUACUUCUUCUUUGAGUACUUUGAUGAGCCUUGGAAGGAUGCCGAGUUUGGAGGCGUCGAGGGCUGGUGGGGCGUGUUCACGAGCAAUAAGCAGCUCAAGAAUCUGACGAUUCCCGACUGCACACAUUCGUAACCGACCAGACUGGGGUCUGUUCUGGCGGCCUGUGAGACCUGAGGCGGGUUGGAGUGACGUGUAUGAUACGUGCUGGACUCGGAUUUUAUCUCGGAUACUACAUUGGACUAUCUUUUUACAAAACUCUGCCACUUAUGCACACUCGCUUGUUCUAGCAAUAGUCGCCCGACUCACCUAUCCUAUCGUUUGCAU
Messenger RNA from Dacryopinax primogenitus, 1757 nucleotides. Its product is annotated as glycoside hydrolase. NCBI's taxonomy places the organism in Eukaryota, Fungi, Basidiomycota, Dacrymycetes, Dacrymycetales, Dacrymycetaceae. Gene Ontology annotation, biological process: carbohydrate metabolic process. Gene Ontology annotation, molecular function: hydrolase activity, hydrolyzing O-glycosyl compounds. The record is from RefSeq and is a predicted model, not a curated record. The transcript is spliced from 4 exons. Bases 150 to 1565 code for a protein of 471 amino acids.